AUGUACGAAGAUGACGAUUUUGAUGUGGACUCCAUGCUCUCUUGUUUCUCUUCCUCUGAAAUUGACGAACUUCCACCGCCUCGUCUCGCCGUUGUAGAAGAGAUGGGUUGUGGGUUUCCUACCACCUCUCACUCGACCGCCUCUAGACCCCAUUCACUCGACCAUUGUUGCUCUUACAGCCGAGAUCACGGGACCAUUCCGGGAUGGCUGAUCAGUUCAUCGGCGGAGGAUGACUUUGGUGGUGAGAAACGAAAUAGAUUUCGACAACUCAAGAAGAAGAAGAAGAAGGGUGGAGCUGCACAUGAUUUUUGGGAUCUCGAUUGUGAAGAAGAGAAGGGUGCCUGUUGGAUUUCGGAUAUGGGAAGAAGACGACUAAGGUAA
Linum trigynum is the source of this 381-nucleotide messenger RNA. NCBI's taxonomy places the organism in Eukaryota, Viridiplantae, Streptophyta, Magnoliopsida, Malpighiales, Linaceae. The record is from the annotation of a GenBank genome assembly.